ACACCAUGUACUACACAAGUACAAUUCUAUAUCUUAAGAAUUAACCUUCUCUUAAAUUCUUUAAACUUCCGGCUUUCAUUCUCGUGCAACGAGUUACAAAAGUCCGCAGAGAUGGCCAAGUCUAAGAAUCACACCAACCACAAUCAGAAUCGCAAGGCUCACAGGAAUGGAAUCAAAAAACCUAAGCGUUACAGACACGAAUCGACUCUUGGGAUGGAUUUGAAAUUCCUUCGCAAUCAAAGAUUCGCUAAAAAGCAUAAUCUAAAUCCUAAACAACAAGUAAAACGAGCAGCGGAACAUCGCAUUUUAUUAUUUAGCGGUAAAAGAAAGUCAGGAAAAGACUAUAUUACUGAUAAUUUAUUUAAAAGGCUCGGUCCUGAAAAAAGUGUUAUUAUCAAACUUUCGGGUCCUAUAAAAAGUCAUUGGGCAAAUACAUUCAAUCUAGAUUUAAAUCAGUUACUAAGCGAUGGAAAGUAUAAAGAAAAUUAUAGGCUUGAAAUGAUAAAAUGGGGAGAAGAUAAAAGACGUACAGAUACCGGAUAUUUUUGUAGAGCAGCAAUUGACAUGUACAAUGCAACCAGUAAAAAAAUCUGGAUAGUGAGUGAUGUUAGACGUAAAACAGAUAUUGAAUGGUUUGAAAAAACUUAUGGAGAACUUUGUAAAACCAUUCGAAUCAAUUGUAGUAAUGACGUGAAAUCUCAACGAGGCUGGAAAUUUACACCAGGUAUUGAUGAUUCCGAAACUGAAUGCGAUUUAGAUGACAGAAGUGAAUGGAAUUUAAAAAUAACUAAUGAGGGUAAUGACUUGGAUAACUUGUCAAUAACUCUGGAACACCUGACAAUAGUUAUAGUAUAUUUAAAAUCCAUAAAGUCGAAAGGGAUUAUAACAUGA
Cotesia congregata is the source of this 891-nucleotide messenger RNA. Lineage: Eukaryota; Metazoa; Arthropoda; Insecta; Hymenoptera; Braconidae. The record is from the annotation of a GenBank genome assembly.